Messenger RNA from Cordyceps militaris CM01, 594 nucleotides. RefSeq lists its product as uncharacterized. Bases 1 to 594 code for a protein of 197 amino acids. The record is from RefSeq and is a predicted model, not a curated record. The transcript has 2 exons. NCBI's taxonomy places the organism in Eukaryota, Fungi, Ascomycota, Sordariomycetes, Hypocreales, Cordycipitaceae.
AUGGCGGGGGCCGUCUUCGCGACCUACGACCGGCCGCCGCGCGCCCUCGACGUCGUCGCCGGACCGUCGCGGCAGCCCGAGCCGCAUCUCGAGCUGCAGCCCAUGAUGACGCCGGCCGUGUGGCGAAGCGAGGGCGAGGACGAAGCCGCCGCCACGCCGCCGCGCCGACCACCGCAGCAGCAGCCGCUCUCGCACGACCUCGUCAUGGAAAGGGCCCUGCCGCGCGCAUCCCACCGCUACGGGCUGUCGCAGGCCAUCGCGCGCAGCAUCACCAUGAGCAUCGCGCUCGCGGGCAUGGCGAGCGCGCUGUACCUGGUGGCGCGGUGGCCCGUCAAGCGCGGCGUGGCGGGCUUGGCCAUUGGAGCGAACGCCGUCGCCAUCAUCAUCGACUCGUUCAUGCUCGUCGACCUCAUCAACACCAACCUCCCGCGCGUCUCGCCCUACGCUAUUGGCGGCCUCGACUUUGUCAUGCUCGCCGCCGCGCUGACGGCCGGUAUUUUUGUCGGCUUCUCAGACCGCGGCUACGAGGACGACCCCGCCCCCUGGCGGCACGUCAUGAUGGUGACGGCCGGGCUGACGUGGACGACGGCGUAA